ACCAGGAAGCCAGCGGUGACGUCACUUCAGUAGAUUUUCCCUUCAGUACUGCUGUCGACGGAGAACGACAACAAAUAAAGGAGUUCACUCUUGUACGACAUUCACAAGAGCUCGUAAAGUCUUUGAUUUGGUUUUCCAGACAAGCCUUUAAAGAUGUCGCUGUACCCAUCUCUUGAGGACCUGAAGGUUGACAAGGUAAUCAAGGCCCAGUCCCAGUUUAACCAGACUCCAAGCCCACUGCCAGCCAUCAGUGAUGGAACCUAUCAUUCUCAGCCUGCCACUGUUGGGAUGCCAAGUUCAAGCUUGUACCCAAAUCUGGAGGACCUCAGCGAUUACAUGGGUCUGAAACUGAACAGUGAGGAAGUCCAGAUGAACCUGGCCUUAUUACCAGUGGCUGACAGUCAGGUGGCCGUACCCUCCAGUUACGGUGUGGGAGGUAUGGUGCGACCAGUGACUGGGUCAGAUGUUGGCAUUAGAAGAGCAGAGAUCCGUCCAGGUCUGCGGGAGAUUAUCCUUUGUAAGGACCAGGAUGGGAAAGCUGGACUCCGUCUUAGAGCCAUUGACAAUGGAGUGUUUAUCCAGCUGGUUCAGGCUAACUCCCCUGCAGCUCUGGCUGGACUGCGCUUUGGUGACCAGGUCCUUCAAAUCAAUGGGCAGAACUGUGCUGGCUGGAGCGUAGACAAGGCCCACAAGGCUCUGAAGGCUGCAUCUGAGACCCGCAUUGAGCUUGUUGUUCGGGACAGGCCAUUUCAGCGCAUUGUCACCAUGCACAAAGACAGUGCGGGGCAUGUUGGCUUUAUCUACAAGUCUGGUAAAAUCACCUCACUUGUAAAGGAUGGAUCUGCAGCCCGCAACGGCCUGCUGACCGAUCACUACAUCUGCGAAAUCAAUGGACAAAAUGUUAUUGGACUAAAGGAUUCUCAGAUUAAGGACAUUCUGGCCACUUCUUCCACCGCCAUGACCAUCACCAUCAUGCCCAAAUUUGUCUACGAGCACAUGAUUAAAAGAAUGUCCACCGGUCUCCUGCGGUCAUCCAUGGACCACUCUGUCCCAGAGGUGUGAGGAGCAGGACGACUAUCAACACCUCUAUCAAGAUGGUUACGCUGUUUUCUAACCUCAUGUCUUCACCCAUCUUCAUUUCAACAAACCUUCUCCUGUACCGUCACCGCUGUUUACUCAUUAACAUCAUCGUUGCCUCUUCUUUUUCUUUCUUUUUUCCUAUUUUUUUUAAAUAUGCCAAGCACACGAUCUUGAGUUCAGGGCUUCCUCCGUCAUUGUGGAGAUGAAUCAUUCACCUUGUGUAUUCAAAAUGCUGUAAAAGCCGAUGGUCCGACUGGCUGUGCUCUCAGUCCCUGCACUUGGCCUCUCGCGUGUACAGGAAGUGAUGCAAUAACUGAUCACUCGAAGCGGAGAGCCUGUUAUGUGACGUUAUGCAGCGUUGAUCCUGGUGUGCUGUCAUUUUCACUCAGUAGGUUUUACCAACAUAACUGAUUUUUAGCUUUUGACACAGACUGAUCAGUUUUGUGCAGAUGCACAUUUAAGGUUUUUUUUUUUUUUUUUUU
Molecule: messenger RNA, 1562 nt
Organism: Thalassophryne amazonica
Lineage: Eukaryota; Metazoa; Chordata; Actinopteri; Batrachoidiformes; Batrachoididae
Gene: sdcbp2
Product: syndecan binding protein (syntenin) 2
Exons: 9
Coding region: 154-1062 (302 amino acids)
Cellular component (GO): plasma membrane; cytoplasm
Molecular function (GO): protein binding
Source: RefSeq, a predicted model, not a curated record